AUGAACACUGACAACUUUAUGCGUGUUACUACGGAUGCAGCCUUCAAGCGGCUAUUUGGUGAUGCAGAUGCCCUCAUUUUUCUCCUGAGGUCAAUAUUACCGGACGUUCGGCUGCACCAGGUAACAACACUCAAGCCUGUAUACUCCCAGCCUUCCACGCCAUCCUUGUCACGUUCCACGUCAAACAAAAAUACUCCAAAGCGCCCUAUCUCCUCCACUGUUCGAAAUGUGGGACGACAACAAAUUGGUGAAUGUGGAGAUGCAAGUUGCCCCGGAACCGCAUUUUCUCAAUCGACUGGUCUACCAUUCGUCAAGACUGAUUGUCGACAAACAAGGCUGUCUACGUGGAACUUUAAGCUGUCUCCGGUCUACGUGAUUGCGAUCUGCGACUUCUCCUUUCAACGUCUCCGAGGAGUCCCAACUGAGCUCCAGGAUGCGUGGUUGUGCCCAGCCUCCACUUUCUUCGAUGGCAAGCAAUCUCUGGUAUAUCCUGAUGAAGCACCUCGACCAGGAUUCUUACCAUUCAAUGAUGUUGCACACUACAUUCUGAUAUCGCUUCCGUCAUUUCAUGUGCCUGCCGAUGCUUGCAAAACACCCCGGGAGCAGCUUGUCUGGCUACUCCGACAUCUUGGCUCGACUAACAAUACGAUUCCGAAGUGGGUCCAAGACAGUGAAGACCUCAAGCACCUGCUAGAGACAGUACGCAUUGCGGGCCUCUCGCGCGAGGAGUCGGUCGCCUAUAGGAAGGAACUGGAGCAGUUGCAGGUAGUUGCCAAUGCUACAACCUUUGCCAUCGAGGAAGCCAAGGAGGAGGGUCGACAAGAGGGCCAACAACUCAUGUUGGACAAGCUGCGCGGUAUGGCGGACGCUGACGAGAUCAUGAAGUACAUUAACUCAUUCUCAGCAAAACGAUCAUCUUAA
Molecule: messenger RNA, 921 nt
Organism: Puccinia triticina
Lineage: Eukaryota; Fungi; Basidiomycota; Pucciniomycetes; Pucciniales; Pucciniaceae
Exons: 4
Coding region: 1-921 (306 amino acids)
Source: RefSeq, a predicted model, not a curated record